Messenger RNA from Ricinus communis (castor bean), 636 nucleotides. RefSeq lists its product as uncharacterized. The record is from RefSeq and is a predicted model, not a curated record. The transcript has a single exon. Lineage: Eukaryota; Viridiplantae; Streptophyta; Magnoliopsida; Malpighiales; Euphorbiaceae. Bases 1 to 636 code for a protein of 211 amino acids.
AUGCCUAGGUAUACGAGGUUCUUGAAAGAGAUUCUAACCAAUAAGAGAAAGCUUGAGGACUUGGGACUUGUGACAUUAGAUGAGGAGUGCUCAACCAUUCUUCAAAACAAGCUGCCAUUAAAGAUGCGUGAUCUAGUGAGUUUCAUUGUUCCCCAUAUUAUUAGUGAUUUGCAUAUUAAUGAUGUUUUAGCUGAUUUAGGAGCUAGCAUCAAUUUAAUGCCUAGCAGUUUGUUUGAGAAAUUAGGUUUGAGUGAGCCUAAACCUACUAGGAUGAGCAUACAGUUAGCAUAUAGGACUGUGAAAUUUCCUAAGGGAAUAGUUAAAGAUGUACUUAUUAAGGUAGACAAGUUUAUAUUUCCUGUUGAUUUUGUUGUUAUGGACAUGGAAGGUGAGAGUAGCGUGCCUUUAAUUCUAGGUAGACCUUUCCUUCCAAUAUCUAGGAUUGUUAUAGAUGUGUGUGAUGAGAAGUUACAGCUUAGAGUAGGUGAUGAGACUAUUACCUUUGACCUUAGCACUUCUAUGAGACAUUCACUUGACCAUGAUGAUACUGUAUAUCCUGUGGAUGUUUUGGAUGAUAUUGUGGAGUCUCAAUUACAGGAGAUAUUACUUGAUGAUCCUUUGCAGAUAGCAUUAUAG